Closterium sp. NIES-65 is the source of this 807-nucleotide messenger RNA. The record is from the annotation of a GenBank genome assembly. NCBI's taxonomy places the organism in Eukaryota, Viridiplantae, Streptophyta, Zygnematophyceae, Desmidiales, Closteriaceae.
AUGGUGGCAAUGAAGGACGUGCUACCAAAGGCAGGUCCCAUGUUUGUUGCCUCUAUCCGCCUCAUCCCAGCCGGUCUGCUCCUCAUCACCUCCCCUCUCCCCCCACCCCUCUCCCCCCGUCAGGAUGUGCUACCAAAGGCAGGUCCCAUGUUCGUCGCCUCUGUCCGCCUCAUCCCGGCCGGUCUGCUCCUUGUCGCCUUCGCUGCCAGCCGAGGCCGUCCCAUGCCCAAGUCCGCCCUUGCUUGGUUCUCCAUCCUCCUCUUCGCCCUCGUGGAUGCCACGGCCUUCCAGGUGCCUUUGAUGCUAGCCGCAGGGGGCCUGCGGCGAACAUCACCAGGGCUUGGAUCAGCAAGCAAUGUUCCUUUCUCCUCUCUCAACCCUCCCUUCUCCCCCCACUUCCUCAAUGUCAUCAUUGACUCUCAGCCACUCACAGUGGCUGUUCUUGCAGCCCUUCUAUUCGGCGAGACCAUCUCCAAGAAAGGGGCAUUGGGGCUUGUGUUGGGGGUUGUAGGCUUGCUGCUGCUUGAGGUCCCUCUGGAUGCUCUUUUCUCCUUCGCUUCCUCUCUCUCUGCGUCUUCAACCCAAUCAGUGCUUGCCACUGUCAUUUUCUCCCUUCCCUCAUCCCUCUCAUUCCACUCACUCCUCACUCCCUUCACUCCUCUCUCCCUCUAUCCUCUCUCUCUCUCUUCUCGCUCCUCCCACUCUUCUCACUUAUCUCACUCCGUCCACUCCUCUCCUCUCAUCCCUCCUGUCACACACACCUCUUCCAUGCCUUUCCCCUCGGACCAGCCAUCGGCACAGCCAUGA